Triticum turgidum subsp. durum (durum wheat) is the source of this 1101-nucleotide messenger RNA. The record is from the annotation of a GenBank genome assembly. NCBI's taxonomy places the organism in Eukaryota, Viridiplantae, Streptophyta, Magnoliopsida, Poales, Poaceae.
AUGGCGCUGUACCGCCGCGCGGCCUCCGCGAUCCGGCGGCGCGGGGCAGGGGGCCUGCCCCUGCUCCCGGCGCGGGCGAUGGCGUCGCUCUUCGGCCACGUCGAGCCGGCGCCCAAGGACCCCAUCCUCGGCGUCACCGAGGCCUUCCUCGCCGACCCCUCCCCCGACAAAGUCAACGUCGGCGUCGGCGCCUACCGGGACGACAGCGGCAAGCCCGUCGUGCUCGACUGCGUGCGCGAGGCGGAGCGCCGGAUCGCCGGCAACCUCAACAUGGAGUACCUUCCAAUGGGAGGGAGUAUCCACAUGAUUGAAGAGUCGCUAAAGCUGGCGUAUGGCGAGGACUCCGAGUUCAUCAAAGAUAAAAGAAUUGCAGCGGUGCAGGCACUUUCAGGAACUGGCGCAUGCCGGCUCUUCGCUGAUUUCCAGAAGCGUUUCCUGCCGGAUUCGCAGAUCUACAUACCUACACCAACUUGGUCCAACCAUCAUAAUAUUUGGAGGGAUGCUCAAGUGCCACAGAGGACAUUCUCAUAUUACCAUCCGGAAUCGAGAGGGCUUGACUUUGCAGGAUUGAUGGAUGAUAUCAAGAAUGCUCCAAAUGGUUCAUUCUUUUUGCUUCAUGCAUGUGCCCAUAAUCCUACUGGAGUAGAUCCUACUGAGGAACAAUGGCGAGAAAUAUCCUAUCAGUUCAAGGUAAGGAGUGAGAUGCAAGCAGUUGCUGUUAAGAGCCAAUUGCAACAGAUUGCGAGACCAAUGUACAGCAACCCACCUGUUCAUGGUGCGCUGGUUGUUUCAAUUAUCCUUAGUGAUCCAGAAUUGAAGAACGUAUGGUUAGGAGAGGUCAAGGGCAUGGCUGAUCGUAUCAUUGGAAUGCGGAAGGCACUUCGGGAGAAUCUUGAAAAGUUAGGUUCACCUUUAUCAUGGGAGCAUGUCACCAAUCAGAUUGGAAUGUUUUGCUACAGUGGGAUGACACCUGAACAAGUCGAUCGCCUGACAAGUGAAUACCAUAUCUACAUGACACGCAAUGGGAGAAUAAGCAUGGCCGGCGUAACGACGGGCAACGUCGCCUACUUGGCUAAUGCCAUUCAUGAUGUUACCAAGUGA